This is a messenger RNA of Chlorocebus sabaeus (green monkey), 1476 nucleotides long. It is a transcript of the gene TAF8, whose product is annotated as TATA-box binding protein associated factor 8. Gene Ontology annotation, cellular component: transcription factor TFIID complex. Gene Ontology annotation, molecular function: protein heterodimerization activity. The record is from RefSeq and is a predicted model, not a curated record. NCBI's taxonomy places the organism in Eukaryota, Metazoa, Chordata, Mammalia, Primates, Cercopithecidae. Gene Ontology annotation, biological process: transcription initiation at RNA polymerase II promoter.
GCCCCGCGACUACAAGUCCCAUCGCGCCCCGCGCUCGCGCACACUACGCCAGAGCAAGAUGGCCGACGCGGCGGCCACAGCUGGGGCCGGCGGCUCCGGAACGAGAUCAGGAAGUAAACAGUCCACUAACCCUGCCGAUAACUAUCAUCUGGCCCGGAGGAGAACCCUGCAGGUGGUUGUGAGCUCCUUGCUGACAGAGGCAGGGUUUGAGAGUGCCGAGAAAGCAUCCGUGGAAACGCUGACAGAGAUGCUGCAGAGCUACAUUUCAGAAAUUGGGAGAAGUGCCAAGUCUUACUGUGAGCACACAGCCAGGACCCAGCCCACACUGUCAGAUAUCGUGGUCACACUUGUUGAGAUGGGUUUCAAUGUGGACACUCUCCCUGCCUAUGCAAAACGGUCUCAGAGGAUGGUCAUCACUGCUCCUCCGGUGACCAAUCAGCCAGUGACCCCCAAGGCUCUUACUGCAGGGCAGAACCGACCCCACCCGCCGCACAUCCCCAGCCAUUUUCCUGAGUUCCCUGAUCCCCACACCUACAUCAAAACUCCGACGUACCGUGAGCCCGUGUCAGACUACCAGGUCCUGCGGGAGAAGGCUGCAUCCCAGCGGCGCGAUGUGGAGCGGGCACUUACCCGUUUCAUGGCCAAGACAGGCGAGACUCAGAGUCUUUUCAAAGAUGACGUCAGCACAUUUCCAUUGAUUGCUGCCAGACCUUUCACCAUCCCCUACCUGACGGCUCUUCUUCCAUCUGAACUGGAGAUGCAACAGAUGGAAGAGACAGAUUCCUCGGAGCAGGAUGAACAGACAGACACGGAGAACCUCGCUCUUCAUAUCAGCAUGGAGGAUUCUGGAGCCGAGAAGGAGAACACCUCUGUCUUGCAGCAGAACCCCUCCUUGUCGGGAAGCCGGAAUGGGGAGGAGAACAUCAUCGAUAACCCUUAUCUGCGGCCCGUGAAGAAGCCCAAGAUCCGCAGGAAGAAGUCCCUCUCCUGAGCUGAGAACGAAAACUGGCUUGUACAGGGGCGCAGAUUCCACCCUCCCAGGGAGUUAAAGCCACUCAAGGGAAGAAAAGAGGGUGACCUCCUCAUGGCCGAGCCAAGGCUGCAGGGUGUGAUCGGACAUGAUUUUCAUGGCAAACCGUCUAUUAAGAUGACCUGUUUUCACUGGAUGUUUGGGUUGAGGAAGAUAUGAACAGAAUAAUGAGAAUUUUUUUUUUUUUUUUUUUUUUUUUUUUUGAGAUGGAGUCUCACUCUGUCUCCCAGGCUGGAAUGCAGUGGCACGAUCUCAGCUAACUGUAGUCUCUGCCUCUCUGGUCUAAGCAAUUCUCCUGCCUCGGCCUCCUAUGGUAGCUGGGACUAGAGGCAAGCGCCACCAUGCUGGCUAAUUGUUGUAUUUUUAGUAGAGAUGGGGUUUCACCAUGUUGGACAGGCUGGUCUUGAACUCCUGACCUCAAGUGAUCCACUUGCCUUGGCCUCCCA